AUGGAUCUCCAUCCAAUGUUUAUCAUGGAUCCAGAGAGGUCUAGGAAGAAGCAGAGGAGGCAUCCAAAGCCCGUUCCACCCAAUGUGUCAGUUGAAGCAAUCAAGCGUUCUUUGAAGACGACUCCCAGCCCCCGACGAUUCAGAGAACAGCGUCUGCGCCGUCUUCAAGAGAGACUGCAGCAGCGCGAGCAGGCUCCUUGCCAGGCCCCAGAAACGAACGUCAGCCUGGCAUUACAGGGAAUGGAUUCGGCAAUCAACCAGGGUCAAGAGGACGAGGGUGUGAGUAUUCAGCAAGAUGAUGAAGAGGAGCAACUAGAUGAGCUGGACCUGGAGGUUUUGCAUAUGGGCCGGAAUGCGGACUACGUGCUAGCAGACGGCGAAUCUCUCGUCCGGAAUGACACUCCUUCUUGGGGUUCCAAACUUACCCUAGAAUCGCCAAACAGAGAUUCACCGGAUCCAGAUGAACUUAGAUAUCAGGAAGAUGGUGCUGACCCUGAGGAUUAUGAGGAGCCGUUGUCAAAAAGGCGGCGAUGCUAUGGUCGAAAGAAUCAUAACGCGAACGUUCGCCGGAUCUCUCUUCAAGGACUGGACGGCCGGAGAGGCUCGAAACAUGGGGAAAUGCCUGAUGAUGCACAGAGUGAUAGCUCGCAGAGGAGGAUAGGACAUGCAAACCCGAAACCACGAAAGAAGAAAAAGCAGUCUCGAAGGCUUCCUGUUGAUGAGCUAGCAUUGGUCUCGGAGAGAAUAAAUGCUCCAGACUUGGAGGUUGAUGAUGAUGAAGCUAGAGAUCUAUCGCAGGAUCCAAUUUCUCAGUUAUCUUCUGACAAUAGAAGUCCCAAACGCCGGAAACCCACCUCUAAACAGCACACAAAAGUUCGCAGGCGCAGAACCUUUAGCGAUAUUGAUAUCUUGGAUUUUCGUCUGCCAAAGCCUCGGGAUCUAUCCCCACGAUCUCGAUAUCGCCUUCAGCGAAGCCCGACAUACUCUGACGGUUUUGAAGGCAAGGAAGCAGACCCAAUUGGGAAGCCGAUGCUGGUUCCGCAAAAGCGCCGGCCGCAAGAGAAGUUCAAUAUCAUCACGGUCCGGAUGGAUGAGUUGACAUUAGUGGCCGAAAAGCAUUUUGGGGGAGAUACGCAAGGGUUGAAGCAUCUGUCUCGCAAUCGACAUCCUCUGCGACGCAAUAUCAAAAGACGGCCUGUAGUUCUAGAAGACAAUGAGAAUGGGGUAGGUGGAAAUGAUACCAUGUUUUCUGGUCCUCAACCUGAGGAGAAAGCUCGGCAUAGUCUGGAGCAUACGAGGGGGCUGCUGCCACGGAGCGAGAAUUCGAACCUUCAGAUCCCUAGAACCCCGACACUCCCUCUCAAGCGCAAGCAGUCGCUCAACCGGAAGGUAACAUUCAGCGAGGAAGUGGACGUGCAUCAACUCUCGACCAUGGAUACGACGCAGACAGAAACGAGGGAUUUGUCUAGAUGCAAUGGGCACCGUAAAAGUGAGGGCUCACAGCAAACGAACAGGACAGCGCCCGAGAUGCAGUCUCCUAAGUUGCCUAAAUGGGAUGAACUUUCUGUACUGCAACAACUAUCGAUGGUCUCUGUACAAAGAAGAAUAGAUUCAAGUGACAGUGAUGAUAGCGAUCAUAGUGAGUUCUGUACGGACGAGGAAGAAAGUUCAGACGAAGCUUCGGAAGGUGAAGAAGAGAAACAGGAUGGAGUUGACAUCCUUCCAGAUAUAGAUUCUGGUGAAGACGAUGAUGCUAAACUGGAAGAUAAUAUGGACCAUCGUGAAAUUGAGCUCAAGUUGGAGAAGGAAAUCCCGGAUAGCAUGGAUGCUGAAAUUAACAAGACACUGCGCUGUAUGCACGAGCGUCAACCUUCUUCGGGAAAUGAUUAUAGGAAUUGGAAAACUCAACAACUCGAGAGACCCGGUAGCAUUCGGUACCAACAUAACCCUAAUAUCCCCAGAACAGCGACCAGAAAAUCGAGCUUGCUGGUUGAUGCAGAGACCCCGACAACCGGCGCUGUUGAAAGGCCUCCACAACAUACCCCGCAAAGAGUUUACCAAGAAAGACAAAUCUCUACGGAAAACCAACAAGCAAAAGAUUCAUGGAGACCCCGAAAACCUAGGACUAGUAACAUUGCCAUGGAGGUAGAUGAUGAGAUAGUCGAUAGCCCAGAAAUACCCACCCCCAGCAACAAAACUCUGAGAAGGGGUAGCUACGCAAGACGUCUUUCAUCAAGUGCGAGCCAGGCAUUGACCUUGGUCAAAUCGAGGCCCACGACCCCGGAGGGCGAAUUACAACCAUCGUUGUCGUAUGAUUCUCAAGGUUCGAUUGAGCUUGGAGACCCACAAAGAAUGUUCAGAGGAUCUCCGGAGCCAUGCAUCCCCGAGACCCAGAUGGAAGAGGAACCAGAGGAGUCUGUAAUGAAGCAUCCAUCCUUGCGCUACUUUACACCAGAAAGCAGUUACUUCUCUCGGGCAUCUCAGCAGCUAGAAGAGCCAACACAAAGGUCCAACCUUGUUCGUCUGAAGUCCAUGCCGGAGCAUGCACACGCGGCAAGACGAACAGAACGAGUUGUUGGCUUGCGGUAUUAA
Molecule: messenger RNA, 2592 nt
Organism: Amorphotheca resinae ATCC 22711
Lineage: Eukaryota; Fungi; Ascomycota; Leotiomycetes; Helotiales; Amorphothecaceae
Exons: 3
Coding region: 1-2592 (863 amino acids)
Source: RefSeq, a predicted model, not a curated record